AGAGAGAAUGAUGUCUAGUGGUCCAGCUGAGUCUAUGGCUGACCCUGACCGACUUUGAGAGCAGCCGUAUUAGAUAAGGAUAUAGUGAGAGAGAGAGAGAGAGAGAGAGAAGAAAUAUUCUCUCCGGCUUUCAUUUUCUCUUUGGCUUUUCCUUCUAAGCUCCAACAAAGUGAAGGUCUACCAGAAAGAGUCCAAUUAACAGACUUGGAAUCAUGUUUAGUUCGGGCUUCUUUGUUUUCAGUAAUGGAAUAUACAUCGUCUGAGAUUUCUUGAUUUGUGCUCUGCUGCUGGUAGUCAAGCUUUCGCUUUUUCUUUGGUUUCCCAAGAUGAUGUCUGAAGAGGCGGUUUCAGUUCCCUCCACCAAUAGACUGUAUGUUCAAGAACCAAAUUCGAACCCUAACCCUAACACUACCUCAAAUCCAGUCAAGAAGAAGAGAAAUUUACCCGGAACACCAGAUCCAGAUGCCGAAGUUAUAGCUUUGUCCCCAAAAUCUCUAAUGGCCACGAACCGAUUCAUUUGCGAAAUUUGCAACAAGGGAUUUCAGAGAGACCAGAACUUGCAGCUUCACCGACGCGGACACAACCUUCCAUGGAAGCUCCGGCAGAGAACAAACAAAGAAGUUAAAAAAAAGGUGUACGUCUGCCCCGAAAAGUCGUGUGUCCACCAUGACCCUUCACGAGCCCUCGGAGAUCUCACCGGAAUAAAGAAGCAUUACAGCAGAAAACACGGUGAGAAGAAGUGGAAGUGCGAGAAAUGUUCCAAGAAAUACGCAGUUCAAUCAGAUUGGAAAGCGCAUAGCAAGAUUUGUGGGACUAGAGAGUAUAAAUGUGACUGCGGAACACUUUUUUCCAGGAAGGAUAGCUUCAUUACUCAUAGAGCUUUUUGUGACGCUUUGGCUGAAGAAAAUGCAAGGUUCGGUACAGUUUCAGCUACCAAUCCUAAUUUCAUGAAUGGUAACUUAAACAAUCCUCAAACAGCAUCUAGAAUCCCCCAAAUUUCACAAAUCUUCCAGCCGGAAUUCGCCGGCUCAGAGCCAGUCGGGAAUCUUAGUGCAGACGGGCAGAGGCCAAGGCUGCCACUGUGGCUUGACCCUGCAAAUUCUCAACUCAAUUCUAAUGCUUUAAUGGGAGCAAAUUCCACAGGCAGCUUGCCUGCAGAAUUGUUGCAAACAUCCCCUAUGAAUAUGUUUGGAUCAUCGUCACAUUCACAGCAGUGGCUAAACAAGUUCCCAGACUCAUCCUUUACAGGUGGCAACCUCUCUAUGUCUUCAUUGCCACGGGGACUAAAAGAGGAAGAAGAAUCCAAACGAAAUUUGUCCGAAACAAUAACUUUUUUAUAUCCAAACAGUCAGAACCCCCAACAAAAUCCAGCUCACAUGUCAGCUACUGCACUCCUGCAGAAAGCAGCGCAAAUGGGAUCAACCAGAAGCAACCCAGCAUUCAAUAGCUCAUCGGCCUUUGGUUUGAUGAGUUUGUCUUCCUCGAACGUUUCCAAUUUCAAUUCAUAUAAUCACCACAUCAAAAACGAUUCUCAGAAGUUUAUCAGGCAACCAAAUCAGACCGAGAACUUCAGCGAGUUAGCAAACACUUUAUCUUCUUCCACUCCAGCUACUAAGGUAGACGAUGGUUCGUCAUCAUUGUUCUCGAACUCGUUCUUGGGAACCUCGAAGAACUUAGAAAGCUUGAUGAUGCCGUCGAAUUCGAAGCAAGGGCAUGCAUCAGUUGGGGGAUUAAAGCUCCUAGCAGGAACUUCCAACGAAAGUGAACAUAGUUUAACUAGAGAUUUCCUUGGAGUUGGAGGAGAUGCAAGCGGAUCGUUCUUUCAACAAGAGCUAGCCAAGUUUGCUUCUAUGGGUUCAGCCAUGGACUUGAGCCAGUACACCCGGCAUCACUGAUUGAGCUCUGAAAGGUAAGGCCCUUGUUGUACAAUAACAACAAUGAAAAAGUAGCUAGUUUUAGGUAGAAGAACACAUGUCAUAUGGAAACUAGAAUUUUAGGAUAUUUUAAAAAAAAAAAAAAGAAAUCGGUGGUCACACUCACUGCUGAGUGCAAAAUGAAAGCAAGCGAGUUGACUCAGCAGUAAGAGCGAUAGAGAGAGAGAGAAAGACUCUUGUGACUGGUCAGAGAUAGGGGCCGGGCCAGUGCAUGUGGGAAGAGACUAAACAGGUGAAAAAAAAAAAAAAAAAGGUCUUGGGAAAUCAGAGGACGGGAAGUCGGGGCCGUCCAUGCAUGCAGUAGAUUUUUAUUUAUUUUUUUUAAUUUGUGUAUUUUACUUUUCCUUGACGUUGAUCAAGCCUACUGGCACACUUGGCUGUGACAUUUUUGUCACGGCUAGCUCUUUUCCCACUGUCAAUAAUUAAUAUUUUCCACCGUGAACUUAAAAUAAACUUUCUGCUGUGUGGACCUGGUUGCUAAAAUAUACUAGACCAGUUUUUGUUA
Molecule: messenger RNA, 2439 nt
Organism: Ziziphus jujuba (common jujube)
Lineage: Eukaryota; Viridiplantae; Streptophyta; Magnoliopsida; Rosales; Rhamnaceae
Product: zinc finger protein BALDIBIS
Exons: 4
Coding region: 327-1895 (522 amino acids)
Cellular component (GO): nucleus
Molecular function (GO): DNA-binding transcription factor activity
Source: RefSeq, a predicted model, not a curated record